UCGUCUCGAAGAAAGCCUCAGUGCUUACCCGGCGGCCGUCUCGACCGCACCGGCUGCCUACAAUGUGACAGACCCUGUGACUCAAGUGUGGUGAAUUUGUGUUACAGCACAGUGCCCGUGCAUUAACCCCAACCCCUGAUAGUGUAUAACCGGAUUUUUACAUUGGAACGCGCAGGAUCACGAAAGAUUUACGAUGCUGAUAAGGUGUCCGGCGGCACUGUGUGCCGUCGUGCUCCUCCUGAUUGCCACACCCUCUUUUUCUGAGAACCUCUUCACAUGUCCGACCGGUUGGGAACUGAAAGGAUUAUAUUGCUACAAAUUCUUCAACAUUAGACACUCAUGGGAAAAAGCAGCAGAACUAUGUCGAAGGUACGGGAGCGAGUUAAUGGUUGUAGACAGCUAUACAGAGAACAACGUAACAGCCAGUAUGGUGCCGGCUACACCCACCAACAACAGAUACUGGUUAGGUCUUGCAGCUGUUGAUGACCUGAGAACAAACACUUUGGAAUCAGCUGCAAGGUCAUUGGUGUCACAAUACGCAGGAUUCUGGGAUUUGCGGCAGCCAAACCCAAAAGACGGAGAAUGUGUCGACGUUCACGUCACAUCUGACAACCAGUCAUGGGAACUCACCACUUGCGAGACAUUACUCCCCUUCAUGUGCAAAGCCGAUGCCUGUCCUGCAGGGACCUUCCAUUGUUCAAACGGAAGAUGCAUUAACGCAGCCUUCAAAUGUGACAAACAAGACGAUUGUGGUGAUGCGUCUGAUGAAAUGGACUGCACUUCCGAGUGCCACUUCUACAUGGCCAGCAGUGGAGACGUCGUAGAGAGUCCCAACUAUCCUCACAAAUAUCCUCCUUUCAGCGACUGUAAAUGGACACUUGAAGGCCCACAAGGUCAAAAUAUAGUUCUACAGUUCCAAGAUUUUGAAACUGAAAAGUCUUUUGAUACUGUUCAAAUUUUAGUAGGCGGCAGGACCGAAGAAAAGUCCGUUAAUCUUGCGACAUUAUCCGGGAAGCAGGACUUGUCUAACAAACUAUUCGUAUCCGCAUCUAAUUUCAUGAUAAUUAAAUUUAGCACGGAUAGAUCCGUUGAAAAGAAAGGUUUCCGUGCAUCUUGGAAGACUGAAUCUUCAAACUGCGGUGGCAUUUUACGAGCAACACCUCAGGGUCAAGUUUUGACCUCACCUGGUUAUCCAAAUAUAUAUCCAGGAGGGUUAGAAUGCGUGUAUAUAAUUGAAGCUCAACCCGGCAGAAUAGUGUCAUUGGAAGUCGAAGAUCUAGAUUUAGGAAUGAACAGAGAUUAUAUAGUAGUAAAAGAUGGUAACAGUCCCUCUAGUCCAGUCCUUGCAAGAUUAACAGGACCUGCCGAAGAAAACCAAAAAGUAGUCAUAUCUACAACGAAUCAUUUAUAUCUUUAUUUCCGAACGAGCCUUGGCGAUUCUAAGAAGGGAUUCAAUAUGCGAUAUUCUCAAGGAUGCCGAGCCACGAUAAUUGCGGCCAACGGAACAUUGUCAUCACCUGCAUACGGUUUAAGCAACUAUCCAAAUAAUCAGGAGUGUUUAUACAGGAUAAAAAAUCCUAACGGUGGUCCACUGUCAUUGAAAUUCGAUCACUUUAAAAUCCAUCCAUCCGACGUCGUGCAAGUAUUCGACGGUUCAACCACUAGUAGCUUGAGAUUGCAUUCGGAAAAUGGAUUUACGGUUAAGCCCAGAAUAACAUUAACUGCAUCCACAGGGGAAAUGUUAAUACGAUUUAUGUCUGACGCAUUACAUAACGAAGAAGGAUGGAAUGCUACAUUUUCGGCAGAUUGCCCACCACUGAAAUCAGGCGUGGGUGCAUUGGCCUCAAAUAGAGACACUGCAUUUGGAACUGUUAGCACAUUCUCCUGUCCGAUCGGGCAAGAAUUCGCGACUGGAAAGCCUCGAAUCACAACCAAAUGUUUAGAAGGCGGAAACUGGUCUACAACUUAUAUUCCUAGCUGUCAAGAGGUGUAUUGUGGUCCCGUUCCGCAAAUCGACAACGGGUUCUCAAUUGGAUCUACUAACGUGACGUACCGGGGUGUAGCCACUUACCAAUGUUAUGCUGGCUUCGCGUUCCCGACUGGCCAACCAAUUGAAAGAAUUUCUUGCUUAUCUGACGGCCGAUGGGAGAGAACACCUACUUGUCUUGCGUCGCAGUGUGUGGCACUACCCGAUGUACCACAUGCAAAUGUGACCAUAUUGAAUGGCGGUGGACGAAGCUACGGUACAAUAGUAAGAUACGAGUGCGAACCUGGCUAUGUUAGAUCCGGGCAGCCCGUUCUGCUUUGUAUGAGCAAUGGCACGUGGUCUGGGGACGUCCCAUCAUGUACGAAAGCCUUGUGCCCUAAAUUCCCUGAAAUCAAGAAUGGAUUUAUCGUUGACCAGUCCAGAAUUUACAUGUUCGGAGACGAAGCGCGAGUUCAAUGUUUCAAAGGUUACAAAUUAAAUGGUCCUAGUAUCCUCAAAUGCGGUACCAACCAAGAGUUUGACGCAGCACCCACGUGCGAUGACAUCAAUGAAUGCCUUAGCAACCAAUGUGACACAGCUUCCACCGAAUGUAAAAAUACUCAAGGAGGAUUCUAUUGCCCUUGCCGUCCUGGAUUCUCACCGAGCUUAGAAUGCAGACCUGUUGGCGACUUAGGACUUAUCAAUGGUGCCAUUCCUGACGAAUCCGUCACGACUUCAGCUCCAGAAUCUGGAUAUUACAAAGGGAUGGUCCGAUUAAACAAUGGAGGAGGUUGGUGUGGAAACAACUUAGAAGCUGGAGCUAAUUGGGUUUUGAUUGAUUUAAGAGCACCUACUAUUAUUAGAGGAUUCAGGACGAUGAGUGUAAUGCGAGCUGAUGGCAACAUUGCAUUUACCUCAGCCAUAAGAAUUCAGUACACCAACGAUUUGACUGAUGUAUUCAAAGAUUACACUAACCCAGAUGGUACAGCAGUAGAAUUCCGCAUUCUAGAACCCACUCUUUCGGUUCUCAAUUUGCCGGUGCCAAUUGAAGCGCAGUACAUCAAAUUUAAAAUCCAAGAUUAUGUUGGAGCUCCGUGUCUAAAACUAGAAAUCAUGGGAUGUGCCCGAUUAGAUUGCGCUGAUAUCAACGAAUGUAGUGAAAAUAAUGGUGGAUGUGACCAGAAAUGUAUUAACACACCUGGAAAUUUCUCUUGUGCCUGUAACCUUGGCUACGAGUUAUAUUCUAAUAACGGAACGGCUGGAUUCUCAAUUGAAUUAUCAGAAACUGGAGACAGGGAUGGCGACACAUAUCAAAAGAACAAAUCUUGUGUACCAGUAAUGUGUCCUCCACUCGCAUCUCCCGAAAACGGAAAGCUUUUGUCAACUAAAAACACCUAUCAUUUCGGAGAUAUUGUGCAGUUCCAAUGUGACUUUGGAUAUGUUAUGUCAGGCUUUGCAUCCCUACUCUGUACAUCAAGUGGCACAUGGAAUGGAACAGUACCAGAAUGUCAAUAUGCUCGUUGCGUGACUUUGUCCGAUGAUAAAAAUGAUGGUUUGAAGAUCAUAAGAGAAGAUCCAGAAAGCGUUUUAUUGCCUUACAGAGACAACGUCACAAUUACGUGUACCUCACCUGGAAGACAACUAAGAAACACUGUAACAUCAUCUUUCAGACAGUGUGUAUACGAUCCUAAACCGGGUCUUCCUGAUUACUGGUUAUCUGGAGCACAACCUCAAUGUCCAAGAAAAGAUUGUGGCGUUCCAAUGCCAACCCCUGGAGCUGAAUACGGUCAAUACUUAGAUACAAGAUAUCAAAGCUCGUUCUUCUUUGGCUGUCAAAACACCUUUAAGCUUGCUGGACAAACAAGCAAACAUGACAACGUUGUGAGGUGUCAAGCAAAUGGUAUUUGGGACUUCGGUGAUUUAAGAUGUGAAGGACCAGUUUGUGAAGAUCCCGGUAGACCUGCUGAUGGAUAUCAAAUUGCCAGAAGCUACGAACAAGGAUCCGAAGUGUUAUUCGGAUGCUCAAGACCAGGCUACAUUCUAAUCAAUCCCAGGCCGAUCACUUGUAUCCGAGAGCCAGAAUGCAAAGUCAUUAGACCUUUGGGACUUGCAUCAGGACGGAUACCUGAUUCCGCUAUCAAUGCUACAUCAGAACGACCUAACUACGAAGCUAGGAACGUAAGACUCAAUUCAGUUACUGGUUGGUGUGGAAAACAAGAAGCUUUUACAUAUGUUAGUGUAGAUUUAGGAAAAGUAUACAGAGUGAAAGCAAUUUUAGUAAAAGGUGUCGUCACUUCAGAUAUUGUUGGUCGUCCUACUGAAAUUCGAUUCUUCUACAAACAAGUUGAAAAGGAAAAUUAUGUUGUAUACUUCCCAAAUUUCAAUCUCACCAUGAGAGAUCCUGGUAAUUAUGGUGAAUUGGCUAUGAUCACAUUGCCCAAAUACGUAGAAGCAAGAUUUGUGAUUUUGGGAAUUGUCAGUUUUAUGGACAAUGCCUGCUUGAAGUUCGAACUAAUGGGUUGUGAUGAACCUGCUGCAGAGCCACUUCUUGGCUACGAUUAUGGAUAUUCGCCUUGUGUUGACAAUGAACCACCAGUGUUCCAAAACUGUCCUCAGCAACCUAUCGUUGUACAAACAGAUGUCAAUGGGGGUCUUCUUCCUGUGAACUUUACUGAACCUACAGCUAUGGACAACUCCGGAGCCAUUGCAAGAUUAGAAGUGACUCCUCAACAUUUCAGAACUCCUCUUCAAGUGUUCCACAACAUGGUUGUACGAUAUGUAGCCUUUGACUUUGAUGGUAAUGUCGCUAUUUGCGAAGUGAACAUUACUGUUCCUGACUACACUCCACCAAGACUAAGCUGCCCACAAAGUUAUGUCAUCGAAUUAGUAGAUAAACAGGAUAGCUACGCAGUAAACUUCAAUGAAACUAGAAGGAGAAUUAAUGCUACAGAUGCAUCUGGAGAAGUUUAUUUGAAAUUCAUUCCAGAAAGAGCUGUUAUACCUAUUCGAGGAUACGAAAAUGUUACAGUUAUUGCCUCUGACAAGUAUGGAAACAAAGCUCAAUGUAACUUCCAGGUUUCCGUACAAGCCACACCAUGUGUCGACUGGGAAUUGAUGCCUCCAGCCCAUGGAGCCCUUAAUUGUUUACCUGGCGAUAGAGGCAUCCAAUGCAUAGCUACUUGCAGCCCUGGAUACAGAUUCACGGACGGAGAGCCAGUUAAAACUUUUGUUUGUGAAACGAAACGACAAUGGGCACCUACAGCGGUUGUUCCAGACUGCGUCUCAGAAAAUACUCAACAAGCAGCUUAUCACGUCGUGGCCAGUGUGCAGUAUCGGGCUUUAGGAGCUGUAUCUAAUGCAUGUCUACCACAGUACAAGGACUUACUAGCACAAUAUGACAACAUACUUAAUGAACGAUUAUCUCAGCGCUGUUCAGCGGUCAAUGUUAACAUCAACGUUACAUUUGUGAAAGCAAUGCCAACACUACUAGAUGAGAAUGUUGUUAAAAUGGACUUCGUUUUGGCAAUCACUCCAGCUAUAAGACAGACACAACUUUACGAUCUUUGCGGUUCGACUCUGAACCUCAUUUUCGAUCUUUCAGUGCCUUAUGCUAGCGCUCUUAUAGAACCAGUACUUAACGUAUCCUCUAUUGGAAACCAAUGUCCACCAUUGAGAGCAAUCAGAAGUUCAAUUUCUAGAGGAUUUACAUGCAGUGUUGGUGAAGUUUUGAACAUGGACACUAAUGACGUGCCCAGAUGUUUGCACUGCCCAGCGGGAACCUUUGCUGGCGAAAAACAAAAGACGUGUACUAUGUGUCCACGUGGCUACUUCCAAAAUCAAGCUCGCCAAGGCGCCUGUCUCAAAUGCCCCCAAGGAACAUUCACAAGAGAAGAAGGAUCUAAAGAUAUAACAGAUUGUGUUCCAGUUUGUGGUUAUGGUACAUACUCCCCAACAGGAUUGGUACCUUGCUUAGAGUGCCCAAGGAAUAGCUACACAGCCGAACCACCUGUGGGUGGUUUUAAAGACUGUCAAGCCUGCCCCGUUAAUACUUACACUUACCAACCAGCUGCUCCAGGAAGAGAUAAAUGUAGAGCAAAAUGCGCUCCAGGAACCUAUUCACCAACAGGACUAGCACCUUGUUCUCAAUGUCCUAGAAACUUCUACCAAAACUUAUUAGGUCAAACACUCUGUAUGGAAUGCCCUACUAACAUGAAAACAGUUGGAACCGGGGCAACUACUUUGGAGGAAUGUAUUCCUGUUGAAUGCUCAAACAGCGCAUGUCAACACGGCGGUCUCUGCGUUCCAAAGGGUCACGGAGUCCAAUGUUAUUGUCCAGCUGGAUUCUCAGGACGCAGAUGUGAAAUUGACAUCGAUGAGUGCGCAAGCCAGCCUUGUUAUAAUGGUGGUACAUGUACAGAUCUUCCUCAAGGAUAUAGAUGCUCUUGCCCUACAGGAUAUGGUGGUAUAAAUUGCCAAGAGGAAAGAUCAGAUUGCAGAAAUGAUACGUGUCCAGAAAGAGCUAUGUGCAAAGAUGAACCAGGAUUUGACAAUUAUACUUGCUUGUGUAGAUCAGGCUAUACCGGACUCGAAUGUGACGUAACGGUUGAUCCUUGUACUGCCAACGGAAAUCCAUGCACGAAUGGUGCUUCUUGUAUUGCUUUACAACAAGGAAGAUUCAAAUGUGAAUGUUUACCAGGAUGGGAAGGACAACUUUGUGAAAUAAAUACCGACGACUGUAUUGAGAAACCCUGUCUUCUAGGGGCACCUUGUACAGAUUUGGUUAAUGAUUUUAGUUGUUCUUGUCCUCCAGGGUUUACUGGAAAACGUUGCCAUGAAAAAAUAGACCUAUGUUCUAACGGACCAUGUAAACAUGGUAUUUGUGUCGAUAAAUUAUUUGUUCACCAAUGUAUUUGCGACCCUGGCUGGUCAGGACCAUCUUGUGAUAUCAAUAUUAAUGAAUGUGUCAUAUCGCCUUGUGAAAAUGGAGGUCAAUGUAUCGAUGGUAUCGAUGACUUCACUUGUAACUGUGAAGCCGGUUACACCGGUAAAAGAUGUCAACACACGAUUGAUGAUUGUGCUUCCAAUCCUUGUCAGAAUGGAGCUUCGUGUAUUGACCAAAUAGAGGGAUUCAUUUGCAAAUGUCGACCUGGAUUUGUUGGCUUACAAUGCGAGACUGCUAUCGACGAAUGUUUGACAGAACCUUGCAAUCCCGUUGGUACUGAACGAUGUGUGGAUCUCGACAACAAAUACCAAUGUGUAUGCCGCGAAGGUUUCACAGGAGAAAUGUGUGAAACCAAUAUUGAUGACUGUGCUUCUGGCCCUUGCUUUAAUGGAGGUUCUUGCAAAGACGAAAUUGGAGACUAUAAAUGCGCUUGUCAACCUGGCUGGACGGGCAAACGUUGUGAAAAAGAUAUCGGCAAUUGCUUGAACCGCCCAUGCCAAAAUCAUGCAAACUGCAUUGAUUUGUUCCAAGAUUACUUCUGUGUAUGUCCUAGUGGAACUGAUGGUAAACAAUGUGAAACAGCACCCGAAAGAUGUAUUGGCAGUCCUUGCAUGCAUGGUGGAAAGUGUCAAGAUUUCGGAUCUGGACUUAACUGCACAUGCUCACCAGACUAUACGGGCAUUGGUUGUCAAUACGAGUUCGACGCAUGUGAUGCUGGUCUUUGCCAGAAUGGCGCCACUUGCAUUGACGAAGGAGAAGAUUACACUUGUAUCUGUGCUCCGGGCUUCAAAGGAAAGAACUGUGAUGAAGAUAUUAUUGACUGCAAAGACAAUUCUUGCCCACCAUCGGCGACAUGCAUCGACUUACCUGGCAGAUUCUAUUGUCAAUGUCCAUUCAACCUAACAGGGGAUGACUGUCGGAAAGCUAUCAGCGUAGAUUACGAUCUAUACUUCAGUGACCCGCUAAGAUCAAGUGCUGCUCAAGUUGUUCCUUUCGACACUGGCUCAGCAGACAGUUUAACAAUUGCUAUGUGGGUGCAGUAUACACAACAAGACGAAGGUGGCGUUUUCUUUACAGCUUACAGUGUCAGUAAUUCACACAUUGCUCUGAACAGACGAGUUAUUAUUCAAGCACAUUCGAAUGGAGUUCAAGUAUCUUUAUUCCCUGAGCUUCAAGAAGUAUAUAUGAGUUUCGGAGAAUUUGCAACAGUAAACGAUGGACAAUGGCAUCACGUUGCUUUGGUAUGGGAUGGUAACAAUGGCGGUGAACUAACACUCAUCACCGAAGGUUUGAUUGCUAGCAAGAAGACAGGUUAUGGCAGCGGUCGAACAUUGCCACAAUAUGUUUGGGUAACACUAGGAAAACCUCAAUCAGACAAUCCAAAGGCGUACACCGAAUCUGGCUUCCAAGGUCAUCUGACUAAAGUUCAAAUAUGGAACCGUGCGCUUGACGUCACCAAUGAAAUACAAAAGCAAGUACGCGACUGUAGAACUGAACCAGUUCUUUACAAUGGUUUAGCUCUUAACUGGGCUGGAUAUGAAGAUUUAGUUGGAGGUGUUGAAAGAGUAGUACCAACACACUGCGGACAAAGAGUAUGUGCCAAUGGUUAUACUGGUGAUAAAUGCGAGCAACUUAAAGUAGAUAAGGAACCACCAACGGUAGAUCGUUGUCCAGGAGACUUAUGGGUAAUUGCAAAGAAUGGAUCUUCGAUUGUGAAUUGGGAUGCUCCUGUAUUUAGCGACAACGUGGGAGUAGCAAGAGUAGCAGAGAAAUCUGGGCACAAACCUGGACAAAACCUCGCAUGGGGAGCGUAUGACAUCGCUUAUGUAGCCUAUGAUGCUGCUGGAAAUGCAGCCACUUGCACUUUCAAGGUCACUGUUUUAGCUGAAUUCUGCCCUCCGUUGGCGGAUCCUCUUGGCGGAUAUCAAUCUUGUCGCGACUGGGGCGCGGGCAGUCAGUUCAAGGUCUGCGAGAUUGGAUGCGGUAAAGACCUCGGAUUUUCCCAACCUGUGCCACCAUUCUACACCUGCGGGGCUGAAGGCUUUUGGCGACCGACUGCUGAUCCAACUCUGCCAUUUGUAUAUCCUGCUUGUUCACCGGCUCAGCCAGCUCAGCGCGUAUUCAAGAUAUCGAUGUUGUUCCCAAGUUCGGUCCUCUGCAAUGAUGCCGGUCAAGGAGUUCUGCGGCAGAAAGUACGAACUGCCAUCAAUCAGCUUAAUAGAGAUUGGAACUUCUGCUCAUAUGCUGUACAAGGUACUCGAGAAUGCAAAGAACUUGACAUCAAUGUGAAAUGCGAUCACCGAGCAAACAACAGACAAACCAGGGAGGUUACACCACCCACAAAACCUGAAGACGCAUAUGUUCUGGACGCUAUUAUACCAGUCGAUGAGACGCGAAGCAGUAGGGAGGGCAGACAAGUUGGAGAUACGUACAGCAUUGAGAUCGCUUUCCCAGCCGUCAACGACCCAGUAAUCCACGGAGGCACUAAUGAAAGGUCCUCAGUCCAUCGGUUACUGGAGAAACUGAUCCUAGAAGACGAACAGUUCGACGUAAGGAGCAUCUUGCCCAAUACUGUGCCGGACCCGGCUAGUCUGCAGCUGGUCUCCGACUACGCUUGUCCGACGGGUCAAGUCGUUAUGGGAACUGAUUGUGUGGCAUGUGCGGUAGGAACGUACCUGGAUUCAGCCAGCGAUACCUGCAAGCCUUGUCCCCUGGGCACUUACCAGUCUGAGGCCGGUCAACUUCAGUGCACUGCCUGCCCGUCCAUCGCUGGACAAACUGGUGUGACUCAGGCCAGCGGCGCGCGCAGUGCUGGCGACUGUAAAGAAAGGUGUGCAGCCGGCAAAUUCUACGACGCGGAAGCUGAGCUCUGCCGACCUUGUGGCCACGGCUCCUACCAACCUCGGGAAGGCGCCUUCUCUUGUAUCGCCUGCCCGCGAGGUCAGACCACCAGGGCUACGGAGGCGGUGUCGGCUGCCGAAUGUCGGGAUGACUGCUCCUCAGGAGAGCAGCUAAGCAGUGAUGGUGGCUGUGAGCCGUGCCCGCGUGGUACCUGGAGACUGAAGGGUGCCGGCGCUGCCUGCGCGUCAUGUCCGCCUGGUACCACCACCCCGCAAGCUGGUGCCUCUUCAGCCGACCAGUGCUCUUUACCAGUUUGCAAACCUGGAUCUUACCUGAACGUUACCCUGAAUACAUGUAUACUCUGCAAGAAGGGAAUGUACCAAUCGGAAGCUCAACAAACAGCCUGCGUGCCAUGCCCUAUCAACACGAGUACCAGGGAGACAGGAGCUACUUCGGAAUCGGAAUGCACGAACCCAUGCGAGAUGAGCGGUCCAGAAAUGCAUUGUGACGUCAACGCAUACUGCCUGCUGAUGCCCGAGAGCAGCGAGUUCAAAUGCCAGUGCAAGCCGGGCUUCAACGGCACCGGGAAAGUGUGUGUUGACGUGUGCCUCAACUUCUGCGACAACGGUGGAGAAUGCAUCAAGGACGCCAGAGGGGAGCCAUCUUGCCGGUGCAUGGGUUCCUUCACUGGUAGAAACUGCACGGAGAAAUCUGACUUCGCAUACAUAGCCAGCGGAGUGGCUGGAGGAGUCAUCUUCAUCAUAUUCCUGGUUCUGCUCGUGUGGAUGAUUUGUGCGAGGUCUACGAAGAAGAAGGAGCCAAAGAAGACACUAACGCCAGCUAUCGACCAAAAUGGCUCCCAAGUGAACUUCUACUACGGCGCGCAUACACCUUACGCCGAAUCCAUCGCGCCAUCGCAUCAUUCCACAUACGCACAUUACUACGACGACGAAGAAGACGGUUGGGAAAUGCCCAACUUCUACAACGAAACAUAUAUGAAGGAAAGCCUACAUAACGGAAUGAACGGAAAAAUGAACAGUCUGGCGAGGUCUAACGCCAGUAUUUACGGGACUAAGGAAGAUUUGUACGACAGACUAAAGAGACACGCGUACCCUGGUAAGAAAGAUAAGAGUGACAGCGACAGCGAAGGUCAGUAAACGUGUCAAAAGGCUGCGUUUUGUCGUAUUCUGGUCAAACUUACAUCAUAUCUAGUUUACAAUUCUCGGUGUGACAAUAAUAGUCAAUAUUAUUGUAGUAUAUUUUGUGAAAUGUUUAAAAAUGUAAACGGAACGGCCACAUCGAAUUUAUUAUAUAAAAAAAAACUUUAUUUGUAAACUUUUUUAAAGGAAUGCUAAAACCUACCCAAGAAAUUCGUUUACAUUUUUGGGCGUUUUCCUAAAAAUAAUGUUGUAUAUCUUUGUAUGAGGAUUGUUGCCGAGAGUGCAUUAUAAAGAAUGUUGUAUUCUGUUAGCUUUAUUAUUAAAAACUUUAGGUUAAUUUAUGACGAAUGUGUAUUAACACACUCACUGUUUAAUCGUUACAGCCCCACCAAAUAUUUUUUUUUACUUUAAUUUCUUUCAUAGAUGGCUUAGUACCGUAGAUGGAAUAGAAAAUGGAUAAUGAAACAGUGAAUGUGUUGAUGUUCUGAUGUAACGAUCAACGAAACAAAUGCUCAAAUAAGUAUUUAGGCAAAUCAUGCCAUAAAAAGUGGGGGUGACUCUGAAGUUGAAUUUUCCUUUGUUAUCAACGGUUAAAGAAUAAAGGAAUUUUGGUAGGUAUAGUUAGAAGGUCGAUUCUGUAAUCAGACUGUGCGAACCUGACAAUUGUGUAUAUGGUGAUCCCUUAUUAUACAAGACACUAGAUGAUAACUGAGGGGUUGUUUGAUAAGGCAUACGUCUUAUGUAUUCUAUCUAUUAUUUGGGUCAUCAAAGAAAAAGAGGAAAAUAUAAGUCAUGUUAAACUGACGGCAUGACCCAAAAGAUGGCUCAGCAUCAUCUGAUUCCAGAAUCAGCCUCCUAGCUAUAGUUACCAAAAGAGGCUAAUAAGAAAUAUUUACUAAAACAUCGUUUUUAUAGCUCAAUUUUGAUUGCAUUCUCUAUUGACUAACGUUAAGGUUAAGGUUUAAACUUCAGAAUAUAAUCUCUAGGGCUUAAAAAUGUAUAUCGAGUCAUUCCAACGACAUUCCAAUUUGAUUACAGGACUAGGCUUUGAGUAUUAUACAUAAGCAGCGAAGACACAUCGUUAAUUUUAUCCCGCUGUAAGUCAUAAGUUCAAAGAAGUGGAAAAAGUUACAACUUAAAUCAAAACUUCCAAAAAUAGUCAAAUUUAGUACGGUCAAUACUUUGGCUGUCCCAAAGCUGGGAUGGUUCAUGAGAGUAGCAUCUUAGAUUUCCCUUACAUAGAAAAGGCGGGAUAAAACAACGAAGGAUAGAAAUAAAGCUAUAUAAAGCCUAUGCGUAAUACUCUUUGAAACCCUAGUUUUUUAUGUAAAUAUUAAUGUUAUUUCUGUAUAUUAGCUAAGCCACGACGACUGGGUGUUAGUAUUAAUAAUUAUGAUAAAAUUUCAUCAUUUCACGAUAUUUAUCAAUCGUCAUGUACAUUUUGUUUAUCCGGUUAGUACUGGUAAGAGCUAUUAUGUUGAUAAUGUCAAAUUUAUCUUUGUAUUAUAAACGGGACUUUGAACCAUACAAUUGUAUGUGUGAGUGAAUGAAUGUAAAUUGUAUGACGUUUAUGUAAAGAAUACUACAUUAUAAUGAGAUAGUUAAAUGUAUCAUAUCAGUACAUGUAUUAAAUAAUAAGAAAUCCAUAAUAAUAAUUUAUGAUUAAUUUUACUUAAUUACCAAUAGUACAUACAAAAAGGCCUAAUCUAUUAAUGAAAUUCUACAGGUAUCAAAAUAAACGUAAACGCAAAACAAAAAACAGAAUAAAUUGAAUAGGUAUUUUUUUUACGUUUAUUCGUUUUUUUUUCUUUUUAUUAAGAUGCUUGUAGCAAUUUAUUCGGCCAAAACUAGAAAAUCUUUGACUAUUUAUGCUGAAAAAUAAUGUAUGAAUGAUCUAUAUUUUAGAAAUAUUACCUUCGUACCUUAAUAAAUGCAAGCUUUUGAAAUAAAUACUCAAUGCAUUGUCCGUGAGUGGUUAGAAUUCCAUCACAAUUUAUUACCGCAUUAGUGAUUAUG
This is a messenger RNA of Amyelois transitella, 12925 nucleotides long. RefSeq names its product sushi, von Willebrand factor type A, EGF and pentraxin domain-containing protein 1 (gene uif). Bases 194 to 10906 code for a protein of 3570 amino acids. Lineage: Eukaryota; Metazoa; Arthropoda; Insecta; Lepidoptera; Pyralidae. The record is from RefSeq and is a predicted model, not a curated record. Gene Ontology annotation, molecular function: Notch binding; calcium ion binding. Gene Ontology annotation, biological process: Notch signaling pathway. The transcript has 36 exons.